Molecule: messenger RNA, 486 nt
Organism: Caenorhabditis remanei
Lineage: Eukaryota; Metazoa; Nematoda; Chromadorea; Rhabditida; Rhabditidae
Exons: 3
Coding region: 1-486 (161 amino acids)
Source: RefSeq, a predicted model, not a curated record
AUGUAUGGAUUUUAUUUCACUCUUUUCACUAAUCCUGUUGGCUUCAACUCAAAAUACUACACAUGGUUGUUUGAUCCUAUGAUUACAGAAAACCGAUUAUCAGAGUAUCACAACAUACCUCAUAGCAUUAACAAUAUCCUCAUCGUGGCUGUUAUGUGCUUUAUGUAUGGUUGGCUUUAUUUCAUAGUUCAAGAGAAAAUGAGUAUGUUCAGUUGGAAGAGUAGAAGACAAGAUUUGAGUUUUCAAAUACUGAUUCAGUCUGCUAUGAUUUGUUCUGUGAACAUGGUCGCUGCUAUCACCUUUGUUCUGAUGAAUUUCGUCAAACUUCCUAUCAUCAUCAUAAUUAUUGCUCAUAAAACGUGGCAACUCAUACAUGCAUUUCCUGUUUUUAUAUAUCUAGUGGUCAACAAAACGAUUCGAAAUGGACUAUUGAGAAAAUUGAGACUGAAGAAUCGAGUUUCUUCAAUGGCAUCAUAUAAUCCCUGA